Strongyloides ratti is the source of this 1062-nucleotide messenger RNA. Its product is annotated as Pheromone shutdown, TraB family-containing protein. Bases 1 to 1062 code for a protein of 353 amino acids. NCBI's taxonomy places the organism in Eukaryota, Metazoa, Nematoda, Chromadorea, Rhabditida, Strongyloididae. The record is from RefSeq and is a predicted model, not a curated record. The transcript has 3 exons.
AUGGGCAUACAAGAAAUUUUAAUGAGUGAUAAUACAAUAGAAGUUGAUUCCUAUAAAAAUAUUUAUGCUAAUGAUAAAUUUGAACAGAAAAAAAAACAAAAGAAUAAUUAUAAACAACCUUUUUCAUCAUUAUCAUUAACUUUUGAUAAUAUACCAAUUACAUUUAACAACAUAUUUCCACCAAAUAUCUUAAAAUAUUAUACAAAAGGAAAAAUAAUAUUAAUUGGAACAGGGCAUUUUUUAGAACAAAGUAAAAAUGAUGUACGAGAAGUUAUCAAUUCAACAAUCCCUGAUGGUAUUUUUGUUGAAUUGUGCCGUUCCCGUAUUGGUAUUUUAAAUAUAAAUGAAAAAAUUGUUUUUGAGAAUACAUUAAAUCCACUUGAAUUAAUAUAUAAUUCAAUUAAGCAAGAGGGAUUAACAAGAGGUUUAGUGUCAGCUAUUUUAAUUAGUUAUUCAAAUGAAUUAAUGAAAAAAAGUAAUUGUUGUCCAGGAGGAGAGUUUCGAAUUGCAUUUAAUGAAAGUAAAAAAAUUAAAAAUUCUAUUUUUGGUUUUUGUGAUAGAAAUAUUGAAAUAACAUUAAAUCGUCUUUGUACAAAUUUAACAUUUAUUGAAAAACUAAGACUAUUAAAAAAUUAUUUAUUAUUUAAUAUAAAUAAUGAUAUGGAAGAAAAAUUAUUUGAUAAUUCAUCAUUAUAUCAUAAUUUAAGUGAUUUUACCUCAUUAUUAUGGAAAAAUUUUCCAACAUUUAAAAAAAUUAUGGUAGAUGAAAGAGAUCAAUAUAUGGCUACCAUUCUCCUUCAAAAGUAUAAUGAAAUUUUUGAAGAAAAAGCUAAAAUUGCAUUAGAUAAAAAAAAGAAUAUGGAAGUUGUUAAAAUUGUUGCUGUUGUUGGAUAUGGACAUAUAUUUGGUAUAAAAAAAUAUUUUGGUAAAGAAUAUGAUAUUGAUAAUUUAAAUUCUAUAUAUAUAAAAAACAAUAAAACCACAAAAUCAUUACACAUUGCCAUUCUCAUUUCUAUAAUUGGUGGGGUAAUUUUAAGUGGGUAUUAUAUUUUAAAUAAAUAA